This is a messenger RNA of Salvia splendens (bonfire salvia), 1812 nucleotides long. Its product is annotated as uridine kinase-like protein 1, chloroplastic. Gene Ontology annotation, molecular function: ATP binding; kinase activity. The transcript is spliced from 14 exons. The record is from RefSeq and is a predicted model, not a curated record. NCBI's taxonomy places the organism in Eukaryota, Viridiplantae, Streptophyta, Magnoliopsida, Lamiales, Lamiaceae. The coding region runs from base 123 to 1574 and encodes 483 amino acids.
CUGAUGAGGAUCCCAUAACACAUUCGCCACAGUUUGAAAUCCACUGCACCAAACAGCACCUUAUUCUCUCUCUCUGUCUCUCUCUCUCCCCUUCAAACAGCCCCUAAAAGCCAACACUACCCAUGCUGGAAGAGACGACGGCGAUCGACUACGUCAUGGAGGCGGCGUCCGGCCCCCACUUCUCUGGACUACGCCUCGACAGCCUGCGCUCUGCUGUGCCCUCCCUUCCGUCGCAGCGCGAUUCCGCGCCGCUCGCUACGCCGGCGUCCGAUUUCGCCGCCACCGAUUCAGCCGCGCAGAAGCAGCCCUUCGUGAUCGGGGUUUCGGGUGGAACUGCUUCGGGGAAGACUACUGUUUGCGAUAUGAUUAUUCAGCAGCUCCAUGAUCAUCGCGUGGUGCUAGUCAACCAGGAUUCUUUCUAUCGAGGGUUAACUCCUGAGGAGUUGGAACGUGUGCACGAGUACAAUUUUGACCAUCCAGAUGCAUUUGAUACUGAGCAGCUUCUGGAGUGUGUUGGAAAGCUUAAAUCUGGCCAGCCAGUCCAUGUUCCGAUAUAUGAUUUUAAAACACAUCAAAGGUGUUCGGACAGUUUCCGCCAGGUAAACGCAUCUGACGUAAUCAUACUUGAGGGUAUCCUUGUGUUUCAUGAUCAACGAGUACGAAACCUUAUGAACAUGAAGAUUUUUGUUGACACAGAUGCUGAUGUGAGGCUUGCUCGUAGAAUAAGGCGAGAUAUAGUGGAGAGGGGUAGGGAGAUAAACUCCGUGCUAGAACAGUAUGCAAAAUUUGUGAAGCCUGCUUUUGAUGAUUUUGUCCUGCCAUCCAAAAAGUAUGCUGAUGUAAUUAUACCUCGUGGAGGUGACAAUCAUGUUGCAAUUGACUUGAUUGUCCAACAUCUUCGCACCAAACUUGGGCAGCAUGACCUGUGUAAAAUAUAUCCAAAUGUUACUGUCAUACAGUCGACCUUCCAGAUUAGAGGCAUGCAUACCCUGAUUCGAGACCGAGACAUUUCCAAACAUGAUUUUGUAUUUUACUCUGACAGGCUUAUACGUCUGGUUACAGAGCAUGGUCUUGGUCAUUUACCAUUCACUGAGAAACAAAUUACCACACCGACUGGGUCGAUAUAUACUGGUGUUGACUUUUGCAAGAAACUGUGUGCGGUUUCCAUUAUUCGAAGUGGGGAAAGCAUGGAAAACGCAUUACGUGCUUGUUGCAAAGGGAUUAAAAUUGGGAAAAUCUUGAUCCACCGUGAGGGCGACGAUGGGAAGCAGCUCAUAUAUGAAAAACUUCCUAAUGAUAUCCGUGAGCGCCAUGUCCUCCUCCUUGACCCUGUCCUUGCUACAGGUAACUCUGCUAAUCAGGCAAUCGAGCUACUCAUACAGAAAGGAGUUCCAGAAUCUCACAUUAUCUUCCUAAACCUCAUAUCAGCACCGGAGGGCAUACAUUGCGUUUGCAAACGCUUCCCAACAUUGAAGAUCGUGACAUCAGAGAUCGACGUAGCCCUAAACAAAGAAUUCCGUGUGAUACCGGGUAUGGGAGAAUUCGGCGACCGUUACUUUGGCACUGAUGAUUGAUCGUUGCUGGUCCUGAUGAGGCAUUUAGUUGCCUAUUGACCGUAUUUAUAAUUGUACAUUUUAUGCUAAUACAUGUUUGCUCCGUUCGAGCACGAAUCUCUUGUACCCUCUUUCUCAAUCAUUGGCUUUUACCACUUCAUAUGUUUUACCAUAAUCAAUAUUUUUCAAAUCCCAACUUUAGAAGUGAAGCCAAAUACAGAUCAUUGAACAUUUGUAGAAGGUGGAUGUAUUUUCCUAA